AUGAAGCGCGUAGUUCUAACAAGAGUAGUGGUGGUAAUAGUGGUGCUACUGUUCGCACGCGGGUCCGUGCACGGCGCAAGGCCACUGUCUGCGAACGUUGCCAGCCCGAAUGGCGCCUAUCCUGGCAUGCAGCUGCUCAGCGAGUCCGUGCACGACGAGCAGCCGGCCGCGGAUGACCGCAAUCCGAUACUGGUGCUGACGAAGGACAGUGGUCAAACGAAGGAUGUAUCGCUUCUUCACGACGGUAUGCCCGAUCCGAGCCCGCUGAGCCUUGAGCGUCUGCUGGUGCCAAGGGAGAGCCUGGUGUACCCCGAGCGGGAGGGUCUGAGCACCGCCGAAGAGGAGGAGGAAGAAGCGGAAGAGGAUGCUAUGGAAGACGAAGAGGAGGAUCAGGCGGAGGAGGAGGAGGAGGAACCGCAGGAGGAAGAGAUGCGUGAGCGUGAUGGGUUAACGGAGGAUAGUGAGGAGAGCCGUCGCUUUCCGACAUUCUACGUACGUCCAAACCACAGUUCCGGGACAAAAAUGGCACCAGGUGAUGACCUGCGACGGCAUUCCAAUCCCUGUGGCUCUGGCAUCCUCGAGCAGUUGAAGUCUUCGGAGCACGUUGUACCGGUGCGGCGUAGCCCAGAAGAGGAGGACACAAACUUUUACAUCGACGUCACGCACGAUAUGUUAGAAACGAGUACCGGAAUUGUUCCGCGAGUCAUUUACCGAGUGGAAGCAAAACGCUCUCCAGACACACAAAUUCGGGAUUUUUACAUAGAAUCUCUAAGCGGUGAUCCGUAUAAUUUCGAGCAAUCGACGGCACGCCCAAUUGGUCAGUUCACCUAUCGGAACGUGGAUAGUGACGGUCACAUGGAGCACGGCUACAAGCAGUCACCCGGUGACGUGGAUAGCAUUCCGCGCAGUACCUGGAUCGAUGACUUGGAAAUAGACUGGCUUCAUCAUGCAUACGCCACGCAGCAGCAGCAGCAGCAACACCACAGGCAGCGCGUUAUAUUCGGUGAACCGUUUCCUUCGUACUUCGACGUGGGCAACGACCAUGAUUCCACGCGAGCCGACGACGAAGACGACAAUAUCCUGGGCGAGAAUUCGUUCGAAUUUGAGGAGGCAGGGUUGCGACCGCAACGACCACUAAACACUAGACGGCCAGGUAAAGGGUGUCCGCGCAAUGUCUGGAAGCAUGAUGGUAUGGGAGAGGAGCAGGUGACCAUCAACUGGUCCGUUCCGGGGACACAGGCGCAUGGGUCAAGUUUAAACAACUCCAGCAGUAUGUCGGGUGGAAGUAUGGAGAGUCAGAGUAAAACUAUUUACUUUAGAAUAUUAUAUCGUACAAUGACUAGCUACGUGAUCUACGAAUUGAUCUAUACAAUGGUGCUUUUACGAGAGUGUAGCUUAUAUCUCAGGCAAUCACAAGGAAGGAUCGCAUCGAAUAGUCUCCCAACUGGGUACCAGGACUGUAGUUUAACCUUCCCAUCACGGCCGACCUCCCAACCAGAUAAACUACCCGGAUUGCUAGUUCAACUGACCCGACUCAAUACACCUUGCCGAGGCGGUGGGUAUCUCCGCUUUAUGGCUGAUUCGAACCAACAGGACACCAGCAGCGGCGAGACUGGUGGUAGUAGCAACAAUCACUUCAACAGUCCGGACGAUGAGCAAUCGAGUGCUCGAGAUGAUCAUCAAACCAUAUCACUCUGCGGCAAACUGGAGGAGCUACCUGCAUCGGAGCGGGCGUUUCACUUUCAAUCACAUCAUAACACUACCCUGUGGCUACAUAAUUCGCCACUGUUUAGCUUACAGUACCGACUAGUUGACUACUGUUACAACAUGACGCUGCGGGAACAGAACGGAACGGUGCAAUUGCGGCCCGGCGAUGGGUCGCUUGACUGUUACUUUCGCAUUCAUCUACCGUACGGAUAUCGAAUAGCGUUGCACCUGCUGACGAAUGAAUGGCAACAGGGUCGCCAUACGGGGGCACUCAACGACAGCAAUGUCCCCGCUGUUCGCCAUGAAUCCAUUGAGCUUGGCAUGAGCGAUACCGACGCUGGAAACCAACAGUUUCUGGCACCAAUCCGUUGCUCUUCGGCAAAUGGUAUGCUGGUGGAGGUGUAUGAAGACGGUGGACAUCGGUGGACGUCCUGUAUCAACAGUAGUUCAGAUACGACCCGCUACACAUUGACGUCCAGUGGCAACAACAUAGUGGUUAAAGUCAGCAAACUACAGCAACCAAUCUUUGAAGAUACGGGGAUCGAUGAUAGCCGUGAUGCAAGUGGUCCAUUGCCCUCACAUUCGUCAUCCUCAUCCUCAUCGCCAUCAUUGCCCUCACCUUCGGUGUCUAGAAUGCGUGCGAAUGGAUCAGCGACACUGUUGUUUGAGUACAGGGCGAACCCGAUUGAAUCCAUCACUUCACGUUGUGCCUUUGGUUGGAUAGCAACCACUCAGUUCUGCAUUUCGUCCAUCGAGCGACGGCUGUCGUGGCAGGAGGCUGAAGCCGAAUGCAACCGGCUCGGUGGCCAUCUAAUGUCAAUACGCUCGAGCGAGGACCAGCAACUAACCGAUCAACUGCUCUUCAACAGCCCGACUUACAAAGAUGAUAAUGCGUACUGGAUUGGUGCGUCCGAUCUCAUCGUGGAGAGUGACUUUAGGUGGAAUGAUAAGUUUGCCUUCACAUACUCGAAUUGGUUUCCAGGAUGGGUGCACCAGGAAAACUAUAAUCGGCAACCGAAUGAUGACGGACUAAGUGGGCAGGAUUGCGUCGAAAUUCGACGCCACUUUCAGAUUGCGACCAGCAGUGGGCAGACGACUCCCACCGUUAGUCCGCUAACUUUGUCGUACAUGUGGAACGAUCGGAAUUGUGAUGCACGUAACUACUUCCUCUGCGAGCGGAUGAUGGAUGAAGAGCUUCCUGAGCGACUUUGGAACGAGUCUGAAUGUAACGUAACCGUCACACUCAGUGCGGAACGAUCGAAGGCAACAAUUUGGAGCCCGGGAUUUCCCCAACAGUACCCUGACAGUGUUGACUGCUAUACCCUUAUUCAGGCUCCGCUAGGCUACCGUGUAGUGCUGGACUUUGAGGAGAUGGUGCUGGAGAAUGAACCACUCUGCUCCUAUGAUUAUCUGCAACUGGUCGAACCGGACAUGACCGGUCCCUAUGUGCCGUCAAAGUCUGCGAAAGACUUUUCCAGCACCGUGCUGUUUCGCUUCCGCAAUUCACGCCACAGUGGCCGUUACAACGUACAACAUCGGCGAAAGAGUACAAAGACGGGACAGAAUACUCCCGGUGCGGGUAGGAGUGGUGCUGACGGCACUGGAAGCGGUGACAGUGGCGUUGACAUAGAGAACAGAAGCGAUAUCAACUUCAACGUACCGAGCAUCGUGCUGCAACCGAGUGAUUCAAGGUAUACGAGCAGCUUACCACUUCCGGAGCUAAGUUUGGGCAGUGUGCCACGGAAGAUAUGCGGCGACUGGAGCUCGAAGCUAAAGCUGCUUCGUUACGUAACGACGGGACCAUCGCUUGGCUUACGCUUCGUGUCGGACUAUUCGAACAACUACGGAGGAUACAAGGCGAGGAUCUCGAUGGAAAACGUGACAUCCGAGUGUCACGACGAACGGUUUAAGGCAUACAACAACUCUUGCUACUUGAUCAUCUCGUACCCCGAUGUGGAUUGGACGACUGCACAGCAAAUCUGUCGCGGUAUUGGAGCGCAACUCGCCUCUAUAUCAACAACGGAUGAGCAGAGGUUUAUUACGUCAAACAUUCGCAACAGUGUCGACUACACGCCAAGAUCCCUGUACUGGGUUGGCGGGGAGAUAACCGCCAACGGUAACCUGGAGUGGGUGGAUGGAGUGAAGCUGUUGUUUGAGGGCUGGUUACCUGGGCAGCGGCCAGAAAAAUCAGACACGUCUAAAAUUCCUGCAUGUCUAGGUCUUCAAUGGAAGGUGUCUCCAACACCAAUGAUUUCAUCAGGCUUACACUGGACAGCACAAAAAUGCUCUAUGAUCGGUGGAUACGUAUGUAAGAAGCCCCGACCACGACUGGAUGAAACUAUGGUGAAAAAUCAAACGCUUUCCGGUACGGAGGGCCAUCUACUGUCGCCAGGGUAUCCGAAUCCCUACCCUGCUCAAACCGAUUUCUGGAUACGGAUCAUUGCACCGGAGCACCGUCGCAUAAUCAUUCAGUUUCAGAAGCUAGACCUCGAACAUCAAGACGAGUGUCUGUAUGAUUACAUCAGUAUUCAAAACUAUCCAAUAUUACCAAACGCUCGCGGAGGUUAUUCGAGAGCUGGUGGAGAGAACGGUAAUGCCGCACCGUUGACAGAGUACUUCCAUAGCAAUGGAAGCACCAGCAAGCUUCAUACCGAUCACGCAGCAGUGAAAGAACACACCUCAACACAGACCACAGGAAGUUCAGCUGUAGAUGUAAAGAAGCAUUUUCCCUUUCCGGACAGCUUCUCCAGUAAGGAAAAUCAUACACAAUCUAGUGUUCGGUUCCAACGACGAAUCCGGUACGUUAGUACGGGCGCAGAAUACGCUACCAGUGAUCAGGACAUCACACCAGAACGGGAGGUAGCUAAUGUACACCCGGUAACGCUACUAAACGAUCCCCUGUUCCAGUUCAAUGAGCUUACUCCAUCGUUUCUGCCGUAUGUGCGUUGGUGCGGUACGCACGAUAGCAAUAUGGCACGGUUUAACUUUAUCUCCACGGGUAACGAGGCAAUCGUGCGCUUCCAUUCGGAUUUCUCCAUCAGUGGGACGGGGUUUUCGGCAACGUGGAGCACCGUCGAUAUGACCGGAUGUCCGCUGCAGACCAUUACCUCGAAGGAAGGCUCGAUACGUAGUCCGAACUAUCCAUACUUUCUGCUGAACAAUAUCGACUGUACGUACGUGAUACAGGCACCGUUCGGGAGGCGUGUUUGGUUGGAGUUUCUGCUGACCGAUCUAACGCAAGAUGCAACACUGCUGGUGGAUAUUGCUGAUGGCCCAUUCGAACCGUUUGCGGAUGAAUCGCACGUUAACGACGGUGUAUUCGUGAGCAAGGGUGAACGUUUGGUUGUGCGAUUGAAGACGGGGGUAUCACCCAGGGGAAAUGGUUUCCAUGCGAUCUUCAAGACGUUGGCUCAUGUGAACGAACAACGAUUUAUAACUCUUUCGAACAAGACAACUGGGAUGCUGUAUUCGCUCAACUACCCAGAAGCGAUGCCAUAUGAUGUCGACUACACGCAGCACUUAAUCGCUCCGCUUGGCGAAGUCAUCCUCUUGGAGUUGUACGGUGUCGGAUUUAGCCAACAUGGCUGCCACCAAACAGGAUUUAUAGAGAUCUAUGAUAACUAUACGGACAGCAAUGGUACGCUGUGGCACCUAUGCGAACACCAUUCGACAGGUAAGCCGUCAACUGUCGAAUCCGAAGCGAUCAAGAUGACUGAAGUGGAGCAUCAUUAUGGAGCACACGGGGCAGCGAAACUGCGACUACCAGUUGCGUCGGCACAUACACUUGCCAAACCUGCCCCGAUCUACAUUACCUCGUAUCUAAACACGAUCCACAUACGGCAGCGUAAUGCGAAUGGGACAGGAAUACGGCUAAACGCUACCGUACGACUGCAGGAAGAUGUGGGCUACAAGAUGAAGCUUAUCUCCAAUACAGACGAGUGGGUCGAAAGCUGUAAACCGAACCCAUGCCAGUACGGUGGCAAGUGUAUUACUGCCGGCCACAAACGUGGCAUCUGCCAGUGCUAUGGUCACUUCACUGGUCGUUUCUGCGGACUAAAUAUCUGCGAGUUGGAACCAUGCUUCUUUGGGAAAUGUGAACUCACACCCACCAGCUUCAAGUGUAACUGUCAGCCAGGGUUCGUAGGUGUACGGUGUGAUCAACGGCAGAAACCGUGCGCGGAAAAUCCAUGCGAAAGCCGUGGCGAAUGUUUUGAGAAGAAUGGUGGAUUCUUUUGCCGCUGUCACGCUUGGUGGGAAGGUCCACGGUGUGAAAAGCGCAUGAUGCACAUACCGUACAAACCGCUGUCGGAACGGAUGCUGCAGGAACCUUUCUGGCUCGGGUUGAUCACCGUGUUCGUGGUGCUUGCCGUGAUCGGGCUGGUUUGGUGUGCCAAGCGCCAUUUUCCGGAGAAGAUCGAAAAGCUACUCGCCGACGAUACCCAGCUGAAUCGAAGUAAAGUUUGACACCGCUUAUUGCUUCACCGCAGCACCUUUCCGCCGCACCAUCUGAACACUGCCUUGCGCGAGCAGCUGCAGGCUACCGCCGGUACUGUUUCCUCUUCGAACGCCACUACCCCCGCAUCGCAUCGGACGAUCUUUGGACGAUUGGGUAUAAGAAAACCAUCCAUAUUGAGUCUCAGCAGCCCACAGCAAGUUGGAGGGGCUACCGCUAGAACAUUUUCUUUAGAUGAUCUUUUACGGCCCCCUCCUCGACGCACACCAUCACCCAGGAAGAAGCGAAACAAUUCCACACCAACGAAGAAAAACGUCAACGAAAAGAAACAGAUACUGCAGCAGCUGGUGUCACCCGCGCAAAAUGCGGCUACUAAAGUCAGUCAAGUAAGUUUGGGCGAGCUGAUACAGCUCUCGGAGACCCGCCUGAAGGCAAACUAUGCCGAUUCCGAUGCCGGCAUGAAGGAGACGACAUUCUCGGAGAAUUCCCUCUCGGUGACAUCGAUGGUCCGACAGAUCUCCGAUCCAAAGCUGGAGAAGAAGGUGACGUUUGCGCGUCUGCUCAGUAAGGUGUCGGCGGAGAUGAGCUCCGGCUCGGAAGACCUGGCGAAUGGAACGAAGCAUUCUAGUGCCCUAAGUCUUCCAAAUGAGGUACCGCCACGCGCAAAUUCCGUACCACCGUCGCCGUGCACAAACGAAAUCCGGUCGCCCCAUAGUACCUCGUCGAACCAGGGCAGUGAUUCGCUUUCGAGCUCCGAGCUUGCGCUGCACGAUUUUGGCUUGCGCAGCAGCAACCGCCGGACACGGCCGAAGGUGUCAAGCGCCGACUCGAUCUUGGCGAUGUUCAAGAACUUUGCCGCGUCCAGCAGCGCGCUAAAUACGCUUCCCUCGUCGAUCAUCAUCUCGCCGUCAUCCACACCGACCGCGUCCAGUCCGCAGGAUGAUGUGCCGGGCGAUGACGAUUCGUCAACCUCCUCUAAUCACACGCCGGUCAGCUACUCGAGCGGCGGCACGUCCGACUCACCCGUCUUCUACCGGCAGAGCACGAUCGAGGUGCCGGUACUGGAUGCGCUUAGCGCGCACAAGUCGUCCACGAACACGACGACAAGCAGUAGCUCAUCCGCUAGCUCGACACAGCUGCAUCCGCCCACGAUACUGCUCGAGAUACCGAGCAACGGCAUCAACAACAAGUGUUUGUCGCCGAUUCGGGAAAUGCCGACACCGAUACCAUCACCGGCACUGACGCCAAUCAUGCCCCGGCCGCAGCGUAUGCGCACUCCGCAAUCGAUCCAUGAUGAGUCCAUGUCGGUAACGUUCAACAGUGGCUACGAAGAUUACCACAAGCCCCAUCAGCUAUCAAUUGAAAUACGGCCACCAGACGAACCCGACCGUGGAGAGUACUCUUCCUUGACAACACUAUCGUCCUCGCAAAGCGACACCACAGUCGAUGGUCCCGCCGGUCUCGGUGUGCCGAUGAUAUCGAUCGACAUCCAUCCACCGACGCCAGAACAUAAGAGCCCCGAGCGGCCGCGCGAUUUGAUCAUUCCAGCGCUAGUGAUACAGCAACCGAGCCCAACGAAGGAGCGUACGACCGUGGUGGUAAUACCCGGUUCUCCGCCACCGCAACGCGCCAACCACACAUUCGACGCUAGCAUACUGUCGAACACCGGUUGCAAGCAGCAGCAACAGAAGAGAUUUCUAAAGCAGUGGGAAAAGCCAACCUCACUCGAUCUUCCGUUCGAGCCGCCAAUGAUAACGAUCACCUGCAACAGCAAUGAGGUGGUGUCUGAUGCGGAUGUGCCUUCACCAGCACAUCCGAUCGGAUCGAAAGCUUCGAAAUCGAAUGGUGCCGGGGGCCUCGGUCCUCCCGGUGGCAUGUGCUACCUGAGUCCGUUCUCGAUGUGCAUACGCGGUGAUCGUGCCCCGUCAGAAAGCAAUCUCAGCUCGUCCGGCUACUCUAGCAUGGCGAGCCCCGGUCCCAGUCGCUGCGGAUCCAACAAUCCACUCUUUCCAAACGAAUCAGACGAGCCUGGAUCAGGUCCUGCCGGUCCAGGUGGUUAUUCGGGAUUUCACUCACUGAUUAACAAUCGACGACAAUCAUCUAAUGUAAGGAAAAAGUCUGCGGAUAAUGGCAACGGUACUGGAGUGGGCAGUACAAACACCGGUCAAACUGGCUUUGGACACCAUCAGCCUUCCUCGUUUCGUCUGCGUUCGGACUCGGAAACGUUGUCUGACGAGCCACUGUUGGAGUCGAACGACGAAGGCAUCGGUACGGACCAUCUAGACGAGAAAAUUGAGGAGGGCGAAAUCCGUAGCGCCAAGGAGCUGGAGCUGUACCUCGGCAAGGAAUUGAUUCAAACAGGGCAAGACAUUCUCAGCCAAGAGAACUUAUCGAUGUCGCAGCUGCAGCUUCCUGCCAUCGUCAUCCAGUCGGAUGCCGGGUACGAUAAGCCGUCCCCCGUUUCGUCCCGCUCCGACAGUCCCCUGAGCGAACGUAAUGCCAGCAUGGAGCGAUUUUCUCCCAUGUUCUACGGCAAGAAGGAUCAGCAUCUGCCCUUUACGGAUUCGGAUGGACUGUACGACUUUCCUUCGUCCGACGGCAAGGGAGGCACGGGUAGUACCAUCGCCACCGCACACCGCAAAUGCAUCGGCCGCAGAAAGGAUCGGCGCGUGGCACGCUCCGGUCUGGUCGCAGUCCAGUCGCCCUCCAAGUCUACCUCCGUGCUGUUGGAGAUACCCGGCAGCAAGGAAAACGUUUCCCAGCACAGCCAGCACAACAACAGUGGCGGAAAGUUCAUCAGCACAGCGCAAACCACUCGCAAAAGUCCCAAGCGACGCGUGCAUCGUCAGCCGUUGGCAAGCAGCUCCUCGUCUACGGAGUCGCUGACGUCCAUGCGGGAAUACGCGAUGCGAUCAUGCAAAGAACAAGCUGGCGUAUCACAUGUCACUACCACGAAAGAUUCGGUUGAAAUGUGCGAUCAUGGCGAUCAUAAAGGUGAGGAGAUAUCUAGCAUCCAAAUGUUACCGAAACCAGCACCGCCGGAGGAUAUGCGCAAGCCGCCGUACAAAAUACGACGGCUGAAGGCAAUUGGCAAUCAGAUAAGGUUUUUGCGUCGACUAGAGCGAUCAAUUCACCGUAAAGAGCAACCGUCUCAGCCAUCUGACGAGGACAUGAAUGAGAGUGGUAGUAUGAAGGAUUCGCCAAAGAUGUCGUCACCGUUGAUCCGAUUCAAACAAUCCCAAAUAGACGAGGAAGACGAAUCGGAGGAGGACGAUAGUAAGAACAAAUACUAUUCCAACGUACUGAACAAGCAACAACAACAACUCCAGCAACAGCAACUUCUGCUGCCCGCGGAGGGUAACGCAGUCAACUCCAACGCUCGCCAGCAUUGCAAGAUAUCGCGACAGAGACGUGUUCCUAGCCAUGAUUGCUACGCAGCAAAACCAUGGUCCGAGGCGGAAUGCAAGCUUCUCGGGGGUGAAGUAAACAGUGACUGAAGAAAUUAGUUAGACAGCAUUCAACCGUUCAACCGUGACUCGUGUACUGUCCGACUUAUAUUUGCACAAUAUAAGUUAAAUUUAUAUUUCUUCCUUCCAACAAGAGGGAAGACGAAAAAUUCGUGAAUUUGCUUAACGCUAAGGCUUUGACAACAAGCUUUGACAAGCAUUGACACCAGCCAGUCACUAUAUGAAGGUCGUUAUGAAAAUUACAAGCAAAGGAAAAAAAACAAACACUAAUUACCAGGUACUAAAAACGGUGUAGUAGCCAUCAGACAGUUGAUUAGUGUACUAUGCCUCGACGGUGACGUUGCUGGGUUGUAGCUUGAACGCCUGCAGAACUUGCAAAACCUUCAUAAUCUCAUCUCUGCAACUCCUGCGUAUACUCUGACAAUUCAACUGGAGCCUUCACUGUUCAGUUGUGACGUGAACGUCUGGAGAUAUUGCAUUUAUAAUUCCAUCUCAGCAACUCCGGCAAACACUCCUGAAGGACAUCUGCAGUCUUCGACUGACUACACGCAAAAAGGAGUCAGAAAUUCCAAAAAUCCCGUAAAAUUCGGAAAUCUCAUCACUUUCCAGAUGUGUCACAACCCAGCGCCAAAUGGCGCCGAGCAGGACGAUUACACAUAUGCCGUUGACUUUAAAUGACAUAUAGCAAUAUAGGAUAACUACGAAAAAAACACAAAUAUAUACAACAAAGAAAAUCAUGAAAAAUACAGUUUACAGCUACAUAUGACGCAUUCUAACUCGUGUUACGAUAUUUUUGAUCAGUGCUAGAGUUCUAUUAAAUACUUAAAAUUAACACUGAAACAAACGGGCAUAGAUGCAACAGCAACAGCAAAACAAACCAAAAAUACAAAAAUCCUGACGUACUCCGCGCUGCUAUAUGAAGAAUUUGGCAAAUAUUUGUAUGUGUUCAGUUGAUCUAAACGUUUUUAGCAUGUUUGCAUAUCGCAUAUAUUGUGAAUAUGUAUCAUAUAAUAUAUAGAAGUGAACUAGAAGCGUGCAAAAAAAAUUUAAAGGAAUAGUAGUAACGAAAAAUGACAAAAAAUGAAAGCAGCAAGAAGUAGUAGCGUGAAAAAAGGAGCAUAUUGGGGUACUUACAUUUUUUCUACAGAGGACAACUUCGACAUUCGCAGGAUGGAAAAUAUGCACUACAUAGACAGGCACCGCGCUCCAGUGCGCUCACGUACACUCACACACAACUGCACUCACGCAUAUAAAUACACUCACAAACACUGUCGCAAAUAUUAUCUCACUUGCAUAAGAUAGCACACACCCAGGAUUAGUAAAGCUGAAAAUUUAUCGAAGGCAAAAAAAAAGAAACAUAACUACUUGAUACAUCACCCGAACAGAGACUGAUUUUCUAACAUAAGAGAAACCAAGCAAAAAAAAAAGUAAUCGAAUGAGUAGAAAGCAUUAGAAAGGAUCCCAUACUGCGAUACUGUUCACAUUUGUUUUUCUUUUCUCUCAUGUUCAAUAUAAGUGUCGUAAUUAUCGAAUUAAUGGAUCACGGCUAGAUGUUAUUGUUUCGCUACAUCUUGACGAUGCACCUUAGGUUUUUUGCCGGUAAAUAUGUACGGCUUAUUUACAUGUGUGUCCUGUGUGUGUUACUUCUAAAACUGCUGCACGGAAAAAAUUUUUCGAUUCAAUUGGUGCAAAACAGACUAACGUAUAUUAGUGGUGUAGUGAUCUAGACGAGACGACCGGUGCUGUCUCAACAUCGUGGCAGGCGUACGUAGUAGAUGUUGUUUUCAUAAAUUAAAGCCAUUCACGCACACGCUCAUGUUACAAUCAUUGUUGUUUUGAUCAACUCUAGUUAAUGCCUAGCGGAAUGAGGGAAUAUAUAUUGGGGGAAGGUUGAAAGGAUGAUCGGAGGGCCCGUGAACCAUUGGCAAACGAUGCUAUUUUAACGUAUUGUACGACAUAAUAGUUCAAAUAGGAGGUGCCAGAGUCAUGCUGUCAGGCGGUAGUGUGUACUUCUUUAAAUGUGGUGUGUUUUUAUGUUAAUUUCCGUCGCAACUGCAAGUCAAGUUGCUCAAACCUGGGGCAAGAAUCUCAAACAUGCUGUCCACCUUGCCCGCGUGGAUGUGUGCGUGGUUUUCGAUACAUAAAAACAAAAGCAAACAAAAAAAAACACGAAAAAUGAAGCAAAAUCAUACAAACAAUAUUAGCUUUAAGUCUAUUGGGAAAAUAAAGGAUACGGGUUCAGCGAUCUACAAAUCCCAAUUCAAGAUUUGCCUUCCACAUACACACCUUCAAAACUAGUCACACACACACUUCUUACACAAAACAUGUACUCUUAAACACAAAAUGUGUAAGUUUUGUGUUGAAAAAACUAAACGACUACGUCCUAAGCUUUCGAUACUAUUAAGUAGCAUAAACUAUUGUUCCGUUAACUGUUGAUUGUUUUGAAGCGAUUUUGUAAUGCCUACAUUUAGAAACUAUACGGAAAGGAAAAAAUUAACUACAUGCACCUACGUCUACAGAGAUUUAACUAGGACCAAAAUGAUGUAUAAUCAUACCUAAAAAACAAAAAAGCCCAAACGUAAGAAAAAAAACAAAAAAAUGCCUUCUGUGAUAAGAUUUGAAUGCCGUGGCAAACCCGGAGAAAAACGAAGGGGUGUUUAAAACCGAAAAAGGGGAAAGGAAAAAUCCACGUGUAUUUUCCCCAUUCUGUUUAGUAUUUCAUUCGGUAUAGUUUUUAGGGAUCGAUGGAGGUUUUUUGCGAGGUUCUCAUAUGCCUCGACCACAAAAAGGAUACGUUUGAGAACAUAAUUCUUGUUGAGAGAAUCGUCGUAGUAAAACUCUCGUUUUGAAUGCAAUAGCGGUUUUUUUCCCCAAUUGCAUUAUCACGUUAUUAUGUUGUGUUUUCCGUGAUUCGUAGUAACAGAGAGAGAGAGAGAGAGUGAGAGAUAAAGAGAAAUGAAAAGGGAAAGAGAAACACAUAAAAAAGGAGUUAAAAACGUAGAUAGCACUAUUUUUGCACGAAAAAAAAUCUCUAACUGUUCAUUUUCCCAAAAAAAACUAAUAGCAAUAAACCAAAAGCAACAUUUAAAUAGUUAAACACGUCGGCGUGCGUCGGAAGGUAUCGAAAACCACGGUACUUACAAAUUACUUUACAAGCAAUGUAUUUCUUAAUGCUGGUAAUAGAUGUUUUAACGGUUAAUUGCAAAUCACACUAGGUUAAGCAGGGUUCAAGCAAAAAAAAAACACGUAAAAU
Anopheles moucheti is the source of this 12880-nucleotide messenger RNA. RefSeq lists its product as uncharacterized. Lineage: Eukaryota; Metazoa; Arthropoda; Insecta; Diptera; Culicidae. The record is from RefSeq and is a predicted model, not a curated record. The transcript has 26 exons. Gene Ontology annotation, molecular function: serine-type endopeptidase activity.